AUGUGGGGGCUGGGGGAUGUGUCGCUAGCAGGUCGAGUGGUUGUUGUGACGGGAGCUUCGAACGGGAUUGGACGAGAAAUCGCGAUACUUCUAGCACGAGAGGGCGCCAGGGUGGCACUGGGCGCCAGGAGCGUGGAGAAGCUUCAGGGUGUGGUCAGCUCUAUACGUGACGGUGGGGGACAGGCCGUUGGGGUUAGGACGGAUGUUACCAACAUGGAGGAGGUUCAGGCCCUGAUACACCAGGCUGAGGCGACCUUUGGACCCGUGGAUGUUCUCGUCAACAACGCUGGCGUCUGGUUCCACACGAUGGUCAAAAGUCUGCGACUGGAGGAAUGGAACCAAAUGAUCGACGUCAAUUGUAAGGAAACUAAUUCAGACACGAUGGUCAAAAGUCUACAGCUGGAUGAAUGGAACCAAAUGAUCGACGUCAAUUGUAAGGGUGUUCUUCACGGAAUAAAGGCAGUCCUACCAGGCAUGUUAGAAAGAAAAUCUGGCAAUAUUGUCAACAUAUCGUCGGAUGCUGGCAGAAAGGCUAUUCUUGGACUUGGCGUGUACACUGGUACCAAAUAUUUUGUUGAGGGUGUCACCCUGGCCCUAAGACAAGAAGUGGCGAAACUCGGGGUACGGGUGACCAGUAUACAGCCGGGGAAGGUUGAGACAUCAUGGGGGCCAAGGAUAGAUGAGGAGGUUGCUGAAAUCUUCAGGUCUGGUGAGCACGUCGAGAAGCUUCUAGCGCCCUCUGACGUCGCACGUGCUGUGCUCUACGCUGUCACCCAGCCCGGUCACGUGGCCGUCAACGAGAUUCUCCUGCACCCAACGGAGAUGCCGUUUUAA
Molecule: messenger RNA, 834 nt
Organism: Physella acuta
Lineage: Eukaryota; Metazoa; Mollusca; Gastropoda; Physidae
Biological process (GO): fatty acid elongation
Cellular component (GO): endoplasmic reticulum
Molecular function (GO): oxidoreductase activity
Source: RefSeq, a predicted model, not a curated record